Molecule: messenger RNA, 5038 nt
Organism: Tachysurus vachellii
Lineage: Eukaryota; Metazoa; Chordata; Actinopteri; Siluriformes; Bagridae
Gene: jazf1a
Product: JAZF zinc finger 1a
Exons: 5
Coding region: 43-744 (233 amino acids)
Cellular component (GO): nucleus
Source: RefSeq, a predicted model, not a curated record
CCUCCUCCUCCUGCUGCUCCUGCCCUGUUACCCCGUGUGCAGAUGGCGGGUGUCGCAGCCGCGUCCUUCUUCUCGAACGCGUGCCGUUUCGGUGGCUGCGGGCUGCACUUCGACUCUCUGUCCGAACUCAUCGCUCACAUCGAGGACAACCACAUCGAUACAGACCCUAGAGUGUUGGAGAAACAGGAGCUGCAGCAGCCCACGUAUGUUGCCCUGAGCUACAUUAACAGAUUCAUGACUGAAGCAGCACGCAGGGAGCAGGAGAACCAGAAGAAAAAGGUGCAGCCAAAACUGGCACUUUCAGUCACUGGCAAUGUCUCCCGUAACAACAUGGCCACGCCCCCUCGCCAUAGCAACGGCAGUCUGACCCCGCCUGUGACUCCACCCAUCACUCCUUCAUCUUCCUUCCGCAGCAGCACACCCACAGGCAGUGAGUGUGAUGAAGAGGAGGUUGAGUAUGAAGACUCAGACAGUGAUGAGUCAUGGACUACAGAGAGUGCUAUCAGUUCAGAGUCCAUCCUCAGCUCCAUGUGCAUGAACGGAGGAGAUGAGAAGCCCUUCGCCUGUCCAGUGCCUGGCUGUAAGAAGAGAUACAAGAAUGUGAACGGUAUAAAGUAUCACGCUAAGAACGGACACAGGACACAGAUUCGUGUGAGGAAGCCCUUCAAGUGCCGCUGUGGGAAAAGCUACAAAACCUCUCAAGGGCUCAGACACCAUACCAUCAACUUCCACCCCCCACUGUGAUCACACACACACACACACACGCAUGCGCACGCACACACACUCACACACGCACACACACGCAGGCACAUACACGCACACACACAUGCACACACACACACACGCACACACACACACACGCACACACAUGCAGGCACAUACACGCACGCACACACACACGCACACACACACGCACACACACACGCACACCCACUCACACACACACACACACACACGCACACACACACGCCUGAUAAUGUUUCAGAACAUAUAUCUAUCAGUUACUCACCUGCACACAACAUGACAGCAGAUUCCAGCUGGUACCUUUUGUCUGUUAUCUGUUUUAACAGGUUUAUGUUGGUGUGUAAUUGUGAACUGUUUUGCACACUGAAACAUUGGGAUCAUUCCUUUGUAUUUGUAGUGAGAAUGUGUCAUGAUGCGUCCAGGUGCUGGUUACAGAUGACCCUCAUUGACAGGAUCCAGUGGUUAUGCUCAGAUAAGCUGAGAGAUGUCUUACGUUGUUAGAUUUUUAUUCAGACAUAUGUACAUAUUAUCUAUUAUGAAAUGUUUAGCAUGUGCAUGUAUUAAUUGUAUUACUUCAUGUGUUUUUAUGGAUUUUGUCACAUACACACAGCAUUUUAAACGAAAUCUCUAACAGUAGAAUGUGUAAAUUCUCAAGGUGUCUGAAUACUUUUGAACCCUGACACAUUCGCUUACGUCUCUAUUACAUCAGAUGUAAAGGCUUCAGGCAGCAUUCAGACCCCAGAGGGUUUUACACACACACACUGUAUCACGUCACUGACACAUAACGAGGAACACAAUUAUUUUAACCAUCUUUGCAAAUUGAAACUGAAAUCUCUCAUUUACAUUAAUAUUCAGUAAACUUUAAUUCAGUAGUGUGUAGAGACAUUCAGGAGGCCCCUGAACUCCUGGAUGUCAUCUGUUUGUCCUGCUCCUUCUGACUGAAGCUCCUGUGGAGCGUCUGUGAUCUGCAUCUUUAGUUUUCUCGACACAGACUUUCUCUUCAUGGGUCAUUCAAAGACCUGAAGUUACUGCAGUGUUCAUGGAGGGUUUCAGAGAUAGUUGUUCUUCCGGCAGGUUCUCCCAUCUCUGUGGAGGACUUCUGAAGCUCUGUAAGAGAGGACACUGGCUCUUGGUCACCCCCUGACCUGGUUACUGACAUUAACUGGAUGUCCAGAUUUAUGAAGAGUCCUGGGGGCUCCAAACUUCUUCCAUUUCAAAAUGAUCAAGCUCCCUGAGCUCCAGGGAACAUUCAGAAAUGCUUUUAUUCCCUCAUGCUCAUCUGUGUCCCGUGAAGGUCUACACACAGUUCCUUCUGGAUCUGAUACACACAGGCGUGUGCCUUUGUGCCUUUGACUUACAUACUGUACAGGAUGCAGCUGAUUUCAGUCGGUAGUUCCUUUAGAUCAUGGUCCCAGUACAUAUGAGGGAUUUCAGAUUCUCAUUUUGAAGGAAUUUGCAAACAUGGUUUUCUUUUCUGGGUCAUUCUGUAUAGGUCAAUGCCUAAAAAUGUCGUCCACAUGGAUCUGUAACACUGUGCAAUAUGUGAAGAUUUGAUCUCUAACACCUAGUCAGUGCCCACUGUAAGUGCUACACCUCUCAUUCCUGUGGCAGCAGCACAAUCAGGAAAACAUACAGACCAAAGAGCUUCAGUUAAUGUUCACAUCAGACAGCAAAACAGGGGAACGCUGGUUGUGGUCCAGAAGAUCCACUACAGUGACCUUAUACAGAUGUGGUGAGCAGAAGAAGCAAUUCAUCAUGAACAAAACAUCAAACUCUUGAGGUAGAUGGUCUACAACAGCAGAAGAGCACAUCAGGUUCCUCUCUUGUCUGCUAAGAACAGGAAUCUGGGGCUACAUCUAAACAUCACCUGGUGAUGUUUAGAUCACCAGCAGUCCUAUGAUCCUAUUCUCUCCAUUCCGAUGUUUGAUGUGCAUGUUACCUGAAGCUCUUGACUUGGAUCCUGACUGGAUAAUUGCAUGUGUACGGGUGUUUUCAGUGGGCUUGUGUGAUCACCACGAAUGUUUUUACUGUCCUGAACCAAUCGAAGAAGCCUAAUAAAGACAGGAAAAUUCUAGAUACAGCAGCAGGUGAAGGUUAGGAACACACACAUGGACGUGUGUUACAGAGGAAGAUGAAGGACAUGUGCCAUUAUUCACUUCAGUCCUGAUUUAUUUAUAUGGUGCUUUCACCAGCUUUCUUCUGCUAUGUUCAGGUGAUUACUGUUACACACGAGACAAAUGAAAUCCAUACGUUUUUAUUUUGUGUAGUCGCUUAUUGUAAAUAGGUGUCAGAAAAGUGUAUGUUUUUUUCUACAUCAUCUCUAUUCUGUUUAAAGUGAAUGUUGUUGUGUGUAAUAAGGGCCAAGGCUCCUCUGAAUAGUGGUGUGAGCAGCAGUGAAGUGAUGGAUUUCAUUUGUCUCUCCUCUACCAAGGGAACAGAACCCUUAGUAAGUCCACCUGCAAUCCUACAGCACAGACUGCAGGUCCAAUCUAAUCUGAUGACAGUAAACAGCGCUGGGAAUCAUAGCAGGAGUAGAGAGAACUCGCACAAUCCUAGAUACUGUUGAUGUUUGUUUAUUGUUCACACUUUCUCAUGACUUCAUGUUCCUCCAUGUCAAACAAAGGUUUUGUGUUUCAUUAGAAAGACAUUAAUCUCAGGUCCCAACACUGCCAGCACCACUACAUACUCCCCAGUGAGAGAAAGGGACGCCCACACAGCACAACUCCACCCAGGGCUUCAUCCACAUCUUCUGUGGUGGAACAUCUGAAUGUCAUUGGUUUCUCUUGUGCUCCAAAGUAAGUGCCAAGUUAUUGUGUGUGUGAAAGGGACCGAGAGAGCAAGUGGAGCUGACCUAUCAGAUUAGACCUGAUACUAGUGUGUAAUGCAGUGUUGAGUGGACAAGACGUGUGGUUGUGAGUUUCUCAUAGCUUUGUUGCGUUGUGUUGUGUGAAUCAUGCUGCUUGUUCCUGCCUCGCUGGUCUGCAGGAGCUUCUGCUCACAGCCUCACUUUGUUAGUGUAUUUCUCAAGUAUUCUGCUGUUAUGUUGCUGCCUCUUGUUAAAAUCUACGAUGCCAUGAAGACAGACAGACAGACAGACAGAGAGACAGACAGGUCUUUCCCCCCAGAGCAGUCGCCCUGCCCGAUUCUACAUGUACUGUAUGGUUUAUAGUGUAAGCACUAGAGCUCGCUAAUUGUCAAAUUAAAGGGUAUAAUACAAGUGUGUACCAUCUGACCAAUCAGAGGCACUGCCUCAACUCCAGUCUCACUAAAGUCAGCUUUUUGAAGGUGCUGCAGUCCAGCAUCCCCCCCCCAACACUUGGGCUCAGGAGAAUCACCUUCACCUGCAGGCACCAUGCUUUCUAAGGUGAGGUAGCACUUGAACCCAGGAGACAACCUCACUGUAGACUUCAUGAGCAGAACCGAACCGAAGGCACUGAGAUUAGAAAAGAAAAGGGGUCAGAUCACAGGCAAAUGGUGGAUGGUUACAAAAGUGCAAUAACCGUCUACAAAAACACCACCACCAACUCCGCCUACACACUGAACCCCGUUUUCCCAGUACAAGCCGUUAGUGACUGGAACACACAUACACACACACACACACACACACACACGACAGUGAGGAGGCCUGGUGUUAGCAGUACAGGAAUGAGCUCUGAGUGAGGUGACCCUCAGCUGUGGGUACAGGAACAGCCUCACACUGCUACUCUGGUGUACACUCACUAAGCCCUUUACACAUCAUCUGAGUCCCACAGCAGUAUUAAACAUUAGUGUUGUGUUGUCAUGGGCAACAUUUCAGGUGAUCAGUCGUGUGUGUUAUUAGUGUAAUGAUCAUAGGAGGAGCUGAUGAGUCUAGAUGCCAAAAAAACACAAAGUGUGUGUGUGUGUGUGUGUGUGUGUGAGUACAGUGAACAGUGCCAAUUUUGAUACUUGAACAGAUGUACAGUUCUGGUUUCAUGUUGAUGUGGUGUCACUUGUGUGUAAAAGCUUUUUAACACACUUUGUGUACGUCUGAAUCGAUCGUACACAUCAUUUUGUAGAGCAGCAGCUUCACACAGACGACCUGUGGAAGCGUCUCAGUAAUUUAUACCGUGUACGGUUAGAUGUACGGCGCAGCCUGCAACGUCCUGUAUAGUGAAUGUAUCGUAACCUCUUUGUAAAGUAGUUUUGAAAUUAUAUUUUCAUACUACGUUUGUGAAAUCUUUUCUCUGUAGCAAAAUUUGUAUUACUGGUUCUUUGAGAUUUGUUCAGGUGUCUUUAUUUUAAAUGCUGUUUCUGACAUUUGGAAAGAGUGCAA